AUGGAUACGCCCAAAGGAUCCCAACCCGAAAACCCUAUCGCCACAUGCGCCACCAUGCUCUCCCUCCACCGCUUCUCCGCUUUGCGCGACUUCGCAAGCCGCCUCCCGAGCUCCGACUGUGUCGCCAGAAUCAUCGCCAUCGCCGACGUCCUCUCCGCCGCUGAUUUCUACUCCGUCCUUAAGCUCCGCCGCGAUGACGCCGGCGACCGCGACCUAACGCGGAGUCAGUUCGCGAAGCUGGCGCUCCUCCUUGACCCCACGAGCACCGACAAGUUCCCUUUCUCGGACGAAGCCCUCGCGCGAGCACGUGAGGCAUGGCACGUGCUCUCCGACCCGGAAAGGCGUGCCCUUUACGACCGCGAGUUCGAACAACGAAGCGGCGGUGACCGUACAAAGGCGACGUUUUGGACCGGGUGCCCCUACUGUGGGAACCUGUACGAGUUCGAGAAGAGGUACGAGGAAUGCACCUUGCUGUGCCAGAAUUGCCGGAAAGCGUUUCCCGGUGUGGCGAUGAAGCCGCCGGUGAAGGAGGGGGGUGAGAAAGGAGAGGACUAUUGGAGCCACGAGAGUGUUCCCUUGAGGUAUUAUGAGGUUAAGGAGAAGGAGGAUAAUAACAACAUGAUGGGUGAUGAAAAUGUCAAUGCUGUGUACAUUUCUGAUGAUGAUGAUGAUGAUGUGAGAAGUGAAGGGUGUGAGAGGGUUCAUCAUGUUCAGGUGAAUGAAACAGUGAAUUUGAAAGGCAAUGGGAAGCGGAGGAUGAGGAUUAAGACUGUGGCAAAGAAGGGUGUUUGGAACAGGAAUAAAAGAAGCAAGCAGGAAUGUGUUGAUGCAGAUAGUGAGUUGGAUUUGGAUGUGGAAGAUGGUGAAUUGGAGUUUACACAAGGAGAUGGUGAUGUCUUUGUUGGGGUUCGGUUCAACAAGUGA
Gastrolobium bilobum is the source of this 924-nucleotide messenger RNA. RefSeq lists its product as uncharacterized. The record is from RefSeq and is a predicted model, not a curated record. NCBI's taxonomy places the organism in Eukaryota, Viridiplantae, Streptophyta, Magnoliopsida, Fabales, Fabaceae. The coding region runs from base 1 to 924 and encodes 307 amino acids. The transcript has a single exon.